Messenger RNA from Oncorhynchus kisutch (coho salmon), 9995 nucleotides. Its product is annotated as kinesin-like protein KIF21B. The transcript has 34 exons. The record is from RefSeq and is a predicted model, not a curated record. Bases 379 to 5409 code for a protein of 1676 amino acids. Lineage: Eukaryota; Metazoa; Chordata; Actinopteri; Salmoniformes; Salmonidae. Gene Ontology annotation, molecular function: ATP binding; microtubule motor activity; microtubule binding. Gene Ontology annotation, biological process: mitotic spindle organization; microtubule-based movement; spindle elongation. Gene Ontology annotation, cellular component: microtubule associated complex.
UUCAAUGUGAGACAGACAAUAAAUAGGCAGAGAAGGCUGUUACUGUGUCGUUUUGGAUGAGCGCCGAAACGGUUUGUAGACUUCGCACAUACACAACAGGAUGUAGCAGCGGCGAAAUAAAUAAGAAAGGAGAAGAAAAGCGCGUGCGAAGAACGGAGGUGUAGAUCGUGAGAGUGGACAGAAGCAGAAGCCGACGGUAGCAGGAUUACCCACGGCAGGUUAUGAUGACAGCACCGCGGCCCGAGCUUCUAACCUGAAGUACCGCUCAAUGCGCUUUUGUUUGACGCAAUACUGGAUUUUUACGCACUAAACGGACUCUGACUGGCACAGUUCAGAUACUUUUGUAACAGAGGGGAGCACUGAAAGAAAGAGGACAGGAUGGCGAGCCAGAACGACUGCUGUGUGAAGGUCUCUUUGAGGAUCCGUCCCCAGAUGGCGAAGGAGAAGAUUGAGGGCUGUCACGUGUGUACGCUGGUCACGCCCGGGGAGCCCCAGAUGUUGCUGGGUAAAGACAAGGCCUUCACGUACGACUUUGUGUUCGACAUCGACUCAGCCCAGCAGCAGAUCUAUGCUGCCUGCGUCCACAAACUCAUCGAGGGCUGUUUCGACGGAUACAACGCUACGGUGUUUGCCUAUGGACAGACAGGCUCAGGGAAGACCCAUACCAUGGGGACAGGGUUUGACAUGAACGUGCAGGAGAAGGACCAGGGUAUCAUCCCGCGGGCUGUUCGUCAGCUGUUCCUGGGCAUCCAGGAGAGGAAGACACAGGCCCAGCAGCAGGGCACACACCCUCCAGAGUUUAAAGUCAGUGCACAGUUCCUAGAGCUGUACAAUGAGGAGAUCCUAGAUCUGUUUGACGGAGCCAGAGACCCAGACUGUAAGAGCAGGAAGUCUAAUAUCAAGAUCCAUGAGGAUGGCAGCGGCUCCAUCUACACCACCGGAGUCACCUCACGACUUGUCAACUCAGAGGAAGAGCUGUUACAGUGUCUGAAGCUGGGAGCGUUGUCUCGUACCACGGCCAGUACCCAGAUGAACGCAUCUAGUUCCAGAUCUCACGCCAUCUUCACCAUCAACCUCUGUCAGAUGAGAGUCUGUCAACAAACUGAGGAGAAUGGUGAGGUGAACGGAGGUGUAAAUGGAGGUGUGAUUGGGGAGGUGAACGGAGAUGAAAAUGGAGGUGUGAUUGGGGAGGUGAACGGAGAGGUGAAUGGUGUUGGUGGAGAUGGAGGGUCUAUUACCAAGCCUGAGUAUGAGACUCUGAUGGCCAAGUUUCACUUUGUGGACCUAGCUGGAUCAGAGAGACUCAAACGCACCGGAGCAACGGGAGAACGGGCACGGGAGGGCAUAUCCAUCAACUGUGGACUGCUGGCUUUGGGGAAUGUGAUCAGUGCUCUGGGGGACCAGGCUAAGAAAGGAGGACAUGUUCCCUACAGAGACUCUAAACUAACGCGCCUACUACAGGACUCACUGGGAGGAAACAGUCGUACGUUGAUGAUCGCGUGUGUGAGUCCGUCGGACCGGGACUUCAUGGAGACCCUGAACACACUGAAGUACGCCAACAGAGCCAGGAACAUCAAGAACAAGGUGGUGGUGAACCAAGACAAGACCAGCCAACAGAUGUCUGCCCUGAGGGCUGAGAUUGCCAGGCUACAAAUGGAACUUAUGGAGUAUAAAGCGGGUAAGCGUGUGGCAGGUGAGGACGGCUCGGAGUGCUUCAGUGAUCUGUUCCAGGAGAACUCGAUGUUACAGAGAGAGAACGACACGCUACGCAUGCGAGUCAAAGCCAUGCAGGAGACCAUCGACCACCUCAACACACGGGUAACCACGCUCCUCGCCAACGAGGUCAGCACGCUGCUGGCCAAGUCGGGUGAGGGCAAUGAGGAGAUUGGUGCUCUGAUACAGAACUAUAUCAGAGAGAUCGAGGAGCUCAGAUCAAAGCUCCUGGAGAGCGAGUCGAUGAACGAGUGUCUUCGUCGCAGUGUAACCCGUCUCUCCUCCCGCUCCCCGUUCACCAGCUCCUCCUCUCAUAGCUCCACCCCAGGGCCACACCCCUUAGGCUCCUCCCCUUCCCUUUCCAUGGAGGCGGAGAUGACGGACGUGAUUCGUCGAGCCAAGACGGACAUCGAGAGGCUGAAGAAGAAGGAGAGGAGACAGAGGAGGAUGAGCCCAGAGAAAGAGAAGGGGUUGAAGAAACGUGCGAAGCUUCAUUCUCAUGAGAACGGACAUAAUGGAGAAAACGGCCAGAUGGACUCGGAUGACAACUACACAGAGGACGUGAUGUCACCUCUGCAGGAGGAGGAGAGCGGGUGUGAAGAGGAGGAGGAGGAGGAGGGGAGGGACGAAGAGGAGUUUGACAGUGAUGAGAGUCUGGUGGACUCUGACUCGGACUCUGAUGAGAAAGCUAAUUUCCAGGUGGAUCUGGCAGACCUGACGAGUGAGAUUGAGAUCAAGCAGAAGUUGAUUGAUGAGCUGGAGAACAGUCAGAAGAGACUGCUGCAGCUCAAGCUACAGUAUGAAGAGAAACUCAUCCUGCUGCAGAACAAGAUCAGAGACACACAGCUUGAGAGAGAUAGAGUACUGCACAACCUCUUGUCUAUGGAGAACUACACAGAGGAGAAGGCUAGCAGGAUUAAAUCUGAGUAUGAGAAGAGGCUGAAGGAGAUGAACAGAGACCUGCUGAAACUGCAGGCAGCACAGAAGGAACACACGAGGCUACUGAAGAACCAGGGACGCUAUGAACAGGAACUGAAGAAACUGCAGCAGGAGGUCAACGAGAUGAAAAAAGCCAAGGUGGCACUGAUGAAGCAGAUGAAGGAGGAGCAGCUGAGGAGGAGGAUGAUGGAGGCCAAGAGGAACAGAGAGAUCGCUCAGCUCAAGAAGGAGCAGCGACGACAGGAAUACCAGAUUCGUUCGUUGGAGAGUCAGAAGCGUCAGCAGGAGCUGGUACUGAGGAGAAAGAGCCAGGAGGUGACAGCCUUACGACGUUUGGCUAAACCCAUGUCUGGACGUAUGGCUAGACGACUACAGCCCCUAGACUCCGGAGCAGAACUGUCUGCCAGCACCACCUCCUCUGAACCAGAGUCCAACCGGACCACCUCAACCAAAGUGUCGAACAUAGUGAGACAGUGGAACACCAAGAUGAAUGGCUACCUGGGAGAGAGCGAGGGGAUUACCACCAACGGGACACAGGUUGUUGGCAGUAGGACGCGUGUCCAGCAGCGCAAGGGUGUUCUCGUGGGCAGCAGUAGUUUCUCCAAGGCGGCCCGUCAGAAGUGGCAGACUCUAGAGAGGAGGAUCCUGGACAUCGUCAUGCAGAGGAUGACCAUCACCAACGUCGAGGCCGACAUGGACCGACUCAUCAAGAAACGAGAGGAGCUGUCUGUGCAGCAGGAGGCACUCUUGCGUAAAAGGCAGGUGCUUAUGGCUGAGGGGGAGGGGCCUGACGGGGAGGACCGCCUAGUCCAGGAAAUGAACGAGGACAUUGAGGUUCUGAAUGCAAACAUCGACUACAUCAACGACAGCCUAUCAGACUGCCAGGCAACCAUCGUUCAGAUAGAGGAGACCAAGGAUGAGCUGGACUCGGUGGACACCUCAGUGGUCAUCAGCUCCUGCUCUCUGGCUGAGGCUCGACACCUCCUGGACCACUUCCUCAAGGCCUCCAUUGACAAGGGUUUACAGGUGGCUCAAAAGGAGUCUCAGAUCCGUCUGUUGGAGGGCCAGCUGAGACAGACAGAUAUGAUUGGCUCUGCCCAUAACCACAUCAUCCUGGACGCGCUGAGAGAAAAGGCUGAGUGUAUCCCCGAGCUGCAGGCACUCAUACACAACGUACAGCAGGAGAAUGGUUAUGUUAGCACCGACGAGGAGCCUUUAGAGUUUAGCCAGGCCUCUGACGGCAGUGUGUCUCGGAUGAAGUCCUCAGCUAGUCAGGAUGACUGCAAGCUGAAGGUUCAGACUGAGCCCCGUCUGUCAGCCCAGAUGAAAGCGGUAUCGGCAGAGUACCUGGGUCCCGUGUUAGACCCGUCCACUAAGAACAUCACCAAGUCCCUGGCCUCCCUAACAGACAUCCAGGAGAACGGCGGCUCAGGUGGCCUGAGCCUCACUCUCCCCAUCUUUAGAGACAGGGUGUCCAGGACCAUCAGCCUGCCUGUCCGGGGACACACCUUUCCUCGGCAGUCUCGGGGGGGUGACACCUCCCCUCUAACAAGGAGGAAGUCUUAUGACCGAGGCCAGUCUUACAGAAAUGCUGAUGGGCAUACUCCCCCAUCCUCCCCCCCUCUCAGAACCAGAAACGACCGCAAUGUCUUUUCAAGGCUCACCAGCAACCAGAGCCAAGGCUCCGCACUGGACAAGUCGGAUGACAGCGACUCCUCUCUCUCGGAGGUGCUCAGGGGUGUGAUCACUCCCACGGGGGGAGUGAAGGGGGGACGGACGGCGCCCCUCCAGUGUUCAGCCAUAGCAGAGGGACACUCUAAACCUGUCCUCUGUGUGGACGCUACAGAUGAACUGCUCUUCACUGGAUCCAAAGACCGGACGUGUAAGAUGUGGAACCUGGUGACGGGACAGGAAAUCGUCACGCUGAAAGGGCACCCCAAUAACGUGGUCUCAGUCAAAUACUGUUCCUCCUCCUGCCUCGUCUUCUCUGUCUCCACCUCCUACAUCAAGGUCUGGGACAUACGAGACUCUGCCAAGUGUGUCCGCACCCUCACGUCUUCAGGCCAGGUGGUAUCAGGGGAUGCGUGUGUGGGAACCACCACCCGUACCAUCACGGUGGCACAGGGUGAAUACCAGAUCAACCAGAUAGCUCUCAACCCCUCUGGCUCUGUUCUCUAUGCUGCUGCUGGUAACACCGUACGCACCUGGGACCUCAACAGGAUGAUGGCAUUAGGGAAGCUGACAGGUCAUAUAGGCUCAGUGAUGUGUCUCACUGUAGGUCAGUCUCUACUGGGCAAAGACCAGGUUAUCACUGGCUCCAAGGACCACUAUGUCAAGGUGUUUGACGUGGCAGAGGGCAUGCUGGGUAAUUUAGGCCCCGCCCACAACUUUGAGCCUCCGCACUAUGACGGCAUCGAGUGUCUGGCCAUCCAGGGAGACGUUCUGUUCAGCGCAUCACGAGACAACGGCAUCAAGAAGUGGGACCUGGAGAACCAAGAACUCACCCAGCAAAUCCCCAACGCCCAUAAGGACUGGGUGUGUGCGCUGGCAUACGUUCCAGGGCGACCCAUGUUGCUGAGUGCCUGUCGGGGAGGCAUGCUGAAGGUGUGGAACGUUGAUAACUUCACCCCCAUAGGAGAGGUCAAGGGUCAUGAGAGCCCCAUCAAUGCCAUCUGCACCAACUCACGGCACAUCUUCACCGCUUCCAGUGAUAUGACAGUGAAGAUCUGGUCAGCAAAGGUGGGGAAGAAGAGGUGACGUUCGGUCGGAGCGUUAUUGUGACAUCAUUAUCUGCGGCCAUCUUUACUGAGGGCCUUGACCUCUGACCCUCUCACCUCAACCACCUCAACCAAUCAGGUGUGACGCGGCAGGUCUUCACGGUUACCAACCAUGACCGGGACGACCGGUGUGGAUGACGCGUCAUCGCAAAGUUCAGUCUCCUCCGGAAAGAUCCUGAUGAGGAGUGUGUCUUCAACUGAAAGGCAAAACGGGAAGCUUGAGAGUUUUUGCCUUUUCUUGUUUCUACUGCCAAUCCAACUGGAAGUGCAAUUGAGGUGUGAUGGGAUUUGGACAAGACAAAACCUUUAUUGUGCCAGAUAAUGGCUGUGUGAGGACAAAAAUCAGAAUGCCCAUGGGACGUUCAUAGACACAGCUACUGACUGAUUCAUCUACUCUCCUAUUUAUUAGUCAUUCAAUGAAAACAAGGUCUCCCAGAGGUGAACUGACCCUUUGAGAACACCAUUUCUGAGCCAACUAAAGACUAUGUUUCUAUCUUCAGGGCUGUCUGUGUUUGAUUGUCUACUGGCUGAGAUGAACCAACUGAAAUUCAUGUAUAGCAAAGGGGGCUGAGAGAGCGAGUUGUUCAGUAUACAUGCAGUAUGUAUGUUGAAACCACUCGACAGUUUGUUGAGAGUUCACUUCAGCCCUUUGUGAUUCCCUGUCUCUUCAUCUCCAUGGAUGGGUUUUCUGUGGCCUCUACCUUGGCUGCAGGCUGCUGUGCCUGCACUGAGAGAGCCUAGCAAUAAUAACAUCACUACUAACACCAGUCCUGGAGGAACACACAUACACACGCACACACACACUGCUGUCUUAUCAGGGUGGGAGUGCAGGAAUAAUAGUAUUAUUCACACUCGCACAGACACACCAACCUCACCGGACAGCGGUAUCUCCACAGGUGCCAAAGUUCAAGAUCGUUAUCUCUCCUGUCUCUAUGCGGCCGGAGACUGGCCCGAGUCCCACAUGGCACCCUACUUCCUAUGAAGUGCACUACUUUUGACCAGGGAUUAGGGUGCCAGUUGGGACUCUCUCUCUCUCUCUCUCUCUCUCUCUCUCACUGAGGCUCUCAAGUGCUUCAAUAAGCGCCCCCCUGGAGGCCACCAUCUCAACCGCUCCUCUCCUCUCACCCUGUGCGUCUGGUAUGCUGUGCGACUCCAUUCGGAGCUUAUUAGCUGUUGUAACUUCUGCAAAACUGGGUUUGAAUCACAGGAGGUUGGUGGCACUGUGGGGGACGGGCUUGUGGUAAUGGCUGGAGCGGAAUAAGUGGAAUUGGUAUCAAGCACAUGGUUUGUUUGAUGCCAUUCCAUUCGUACCGAUCCAGCCGUCAUGAGCCGUUCUCCCCUCAGCAGCCUCCACUGGUUUGAGUACUAUUUGAAAUCUUUCAAAUAUUUGUCAGCAUUUCUUCUAGCCUGCCUGGAUUUACCAGACGUGGCCCAUGAUGCCAGGCAAGCUCAAUCAAGCACAGAUAAAGUAUUUGGAAUUUCAAAUAGUAUUUGAGCCCAGGUCUGAACUGAUGAUAACUGUAACUGCAGACACCGAUAUAGCUCUAGUUCUGCGCCACAGAGACAGUGGUGGGAGGGAUGGUGAUGCUAGCCAGGCUAAUUGGCUGCUGUGUUAGCAGGUGGUGAUGAGUUAUGCUGCAUGAUGGGCAAAAGUCUGAUUAAGUAGGUCAGGACAGGGGAAGAGCGCUUGCGUCCCUAUUGGCACCCUAUUCCCUGCAUAGUGCACUACAUUUGACCAGAGUCCUAUGGGCCCUCGUCAAAAGUAGUGCACUAUAUAAGGAAUGGGGUGCCAUUUGGGACGCACACUUUACCAGAUCUUUAUUUAUUCCGUUCAGUAGUUUUAAAGAAGGAACCCUUCCCUGCUGUGUGUGUGCCUUUGGGGUAUUGUGGGGGCGACGCCUGGCUUCACACACACACACACACACACACACACACACACACACACACACACACACACACAUGCUUUUAGGUUAUCCAUCUUGCCUGGCAGGGCUUGGCUUCCUUCAACUCUGAGAUUUACUGUCUGCUAAGUUAAACAUAUUUGUCUUCUAGCCCUCCCGCGCACACACACGCACACACACACUCAUGUGGCUAACCACUAUCUCCAGGCACCGUUGAUCAGAGAAUCUUCCCUCCUAACCCUUUUAGAAGGGGACAUUCUAAUCAAUUCCCACUGACAAUGUCACAACGUAGAACAUUCCGAAGAAAUUGUGAAAUUCUCACACUCCUCCCUGAGGAUCGGAAAUAUCUUCAGAUGCCUAGUGAGCGACUGAGCCACGUGUAACUCACAGCAUUUCUUCUCCUGUGAAUAUAUCUAGUUGUUAUUGAGUGCACUUUAUCUGGUAAAGACUUAGAAACGUGUGUACUGCACUGUGAUCAAAUGGAUGACGUUAGAGGAAGGGAUUGGUGGUCCAAUAGAGCAAAAGAAAAGUAUCCCAAAUGAAAUCUACUGCAAUGAGAAUCUCAAAUCAUGUCUUUUGUAGUGCUGUCUUUGAAGACUGAAUCAAUGGUGUCUCUCUUACGAGACAUGUGGAUGCUGCUAACAUGAUGUAAAUAGUUUGAUAAAUAGAAACAUAAGACAUAAGAUGACACAAUCACGUUAUUCUGAGCCUAGGUUUUAGGUCUGAGUUGAAGGUAGAGGGAGUUUAUACUAUACACAGAUCCAGUUUUAUAGUCUCUGUAUGUAGCCCAUAACGCCUUGUUUUUAAAGCCAUUUGAAUGUGUUUAAGGUACAAUUGAUGUUCCUUUGUCAUAGAGGAAUAUCUAUGGAAUAUCUAUGGAAUCUCCAUCGACUUUAAGGACUUCUUUAAUAACGUCAAACUAUCAUGCAUUUUUUGUUGUUGUUGUCGACUCCCUUUUUAAUAUUGUAUUUUCCAAAUCCUCUAUCAUGUCCCUUGGAGGACCUUGGGCUUAACAUGAAGGAUGUUGAACACCCACAGCUGUGCCAAUCACCUAUAGCUAGCUAACUAUGUGGUGCUCUACUCUGUUCACUGUUCCAGGAUCAGCCUUUCUACUCCUUCGCUCAGUGUGUUUCGCAGUAGCUGUUCGAGGAAGCUCUGUGGUACCUUAAAAGUGCUUUAAAGGUGCCCCUGCUUGUACAUUUGCUGUAGAACAGAGCUGCGUGAACAUAGCGGUUGUGAUGGUAGGAGAGGAGGAAGCCUCAGAACCAUGAGCAGAAUUAAUAUUCCAAUGUUCAGUCACACUUUAUUUGGAUAGUGCGGCUAGUCCGUCUGUGGUCAUACCAUCAACAAAUAAUCUGUUGACCGGCAACUGCUUGCUAAGGUUAGGUUUAGAAUAAGGGUAAGGGUUCGUUUUUGGGUUAGGUUAAGGGUUAGGGCUACUAGAUAGUUACUGAUCAUCUACAGAUGGCCUAUCCGAAAUAAAGUAUUACCGAAUGUUCUAAUUGAUGACGUCACACAGGUGCUGUUUUAAUUCCGGAACAGGACGCCGAUGAGAAGAAUCAAAAUGCUCACCUCGUAGUCUCAACGGGUUAACCACACAGCCAAAUUAGAACCCCUCUCCUCUCCAGUUGGAAGAGCUGCUACUGACCGAGCAUGUCUGACAGCCAUGUCCACUCGCUAUAGAUUCCUAGGCUUCUUCUCUCGUCUCCAUCGGUACCACUCUUGUUGGCUGGAUCACCUGUAUACAGGUGUAUUAUGCUGUCUAUCGGAGGGGAGAUUUGGGCACAGUUAUUGACUUCCUGGUUAUCCGGCAAAAAGUUGACUGACUUUCCUACCCCGUGUGCAGAUAUGACCGUCUGUAUAUCUACCCGAGCUUAAACGUUCACCUAAUUAGAAAAUGAACCACUCAGCCUAUCAGCUCCACGUCUCUGCCGCUUGCCUCUGCUUUGGCUCUAAACACCAGUGAUUCAAUUUUUUUUUUAGCAGAAAUGGUCUGUGAAUAAAGUGACCUGACGCGGAAUGGCAACAAACAACAAAAGCGUCUAACGGUGCACUUUGGCUUCUCUACUAGUGGUCUGGAUCACUCGUACUGUAGAUGUGCUAAGAGCCACGUUGCUCACGAAGGCUCUGGGAAACACCUUGUCUUCUAAAGAUACAUUGUAAGAAAUGUAUCUAAUAUGUUCUGAUAUCUAGGCCUAAUUCAAACACUGACCAGAGCUGGUAUUUUGAUUUGCUGCUCAGAAGUGCACACAAUUAGAGGUCACACGGAGGGAUGGCGUCUCGUUGUCGGCUCUGUUACUCUCUAUUUCUGUUUCACAGGCAAAGUGGACAGUAACGUGUAUCUGGUGGUAUUUGUGAACCAGGGUCAAAUGUCAUACCAGGUGCCUUUUUUUUUCUUCACAGGCUCCUCCCCCUACGGACUACUGUAAGUGUUUGUACAGAUAACAUUGUGUUUCUUUUUCUUACAAUGUGCAUGUGACCAAAUACCAUGUAAAAUACCUUGACAUUUAAAAACUGUAAGUAGAUGUAUUAUUUAAUGAUGGAUCAAUAAAACGUUCCUUCAAUUAAAUAAAAAUCCUCAAAGAAUAAAAUCGGUGGUCUCAAAAGUACUCAAAUCGUCAGUCUUGAAAGUUGUCUUUUUGCAUUAAACUUCAAUUGGACUUCA